AUGGUCCCGAGCACACUUACCAACAGGGUCCAGCCCAUAGACGAAGACUCCCCGGUGGACCCGCAGACACAUCAUUUCCCAACAGAUCCCUCUGAGCUGGUGAUGGUAGCUAGCCACGGCCGCACUCCCAGCAGCGCCACAACCAUCCGCCCUCCCACCGCCGCGUCUUCUCAGCUCAAUCCGUUUGCGACCCCAGCGACCAGGAGUCGCUCCUCAAGUCUGGCUACUGCAAUUGGUGCGCCGCCCGUCGAUGUGGGCGCAGCAUUGAGACCUGACCCAGGCACCGAGGCCGACUUCAAGGUUGAAAACAACCCAUUUGCCUUCAGUCCCGGGCAGCUCGGCAAACUUCUUAACCCCAAGUCCCUCGAUGCAUUCCGGGCUCUCGGCGGUCUGAAGGGUAUUGAGAGGGGACUGCAGACGGACGUGAAGACAGGGCUGAGCGUUGAUGAGAUUUCGGCACCCUACAGAAUCUCAUUCGAGCAUGCGGUGAACCCCUGGGUCAAGAGCUUCGAGAAGCAUGCCAACACGGCCGCUCCCGCCGGGUCGGGCCGCUUUGUCGACCGUGCCAGGGUCUUCGGCAAGAAUGUGCUACCAUCCAAGAAGGCCACUCCAUUAUACAAGCUCAUGUGGAGUGCAUACAAGGAGAAGGUGCUCAUCGUUCUCAGCAUCGCCGCCGCCAUCUCGUUAGCUCUAGGCCUGUAUGAGACGUUUGGUUCUGAGCAUCCUCCAGGGUCACCACUGCCUGUGGACUGGGUGGAAGGAGUCGCCAUUGUAGUUGCGGUUGUCAUCGUCGUCGUGGUCGGCGGGCUUAUGGACUGGCAGAAGGAACGCGCCUUUGUCCGACUGAACAAGAAAAAGGACGAUCGUGAGAUCAAGGUCAUUCGCUCCGGCCGGGCUCAAGUCAUCAACGUGGAAGAGCUUCUUGUCGGUGACGUUAUACAGCUGGAGCCUGGUGAUGUGAUACCAGUUGAUGGUAUCUUCAUAUCUGGGCACGAUGUCAAGUGCGAUGAGUCAACAGCCACGGGCGAGUCGGACGCGCUCAAGAAGACUGGCGGCGAGCAGGUUAUGCGCAUGCUUGAGUCGGGCACCAAGGUCAAAGAUCUCGACCCCUUCAUCAUCUCUGGCGCCCGUGUGCUUGAGGGUGUUGGGAGCUAUGUUUGCACGUCUGUGGGCGUACACUCAAGCUUUGGCAAGAUCAUGAUGAGCAUUCGAACCGAGGUCGAGCCUACACCGCUUCAGGUCAAGCUUGGUGGUCUGGCCAUCAACAUCUCCAAAUGGGCAGUCAGCUCUGCGUCUUUCCUCUUUUUCGUUCUCUUGUUCCGCUUUCUUGGCAACCUCGCCAAUGACCCUCGCUCGCCAGCAGAAAAGGCGUCCUUUUUUCUGGACAUGUUUAUCGUUGCAAUCACCGUCAUUGUCGUUGCCGUGCCUGAAGGUCUGCCACUGGCCGUUACUCUUGCACUCGCAUUCGCCACCAAGCGCCUAUUGAAAGAAAACAAUCUUGUCCGAGUCCUGAGAUCCUGCGAGACCAUGGGUAAUGCCACCACCAUUUGUUCCGACAAGACAGGUACGUUGACUACGAACAAGAUGACCGUUGUGGCUGGCACCUUUGGCUCGACCAAAUUCGACAGGGCUUCGGAAAACCCAUCCGCCUCUUCAGUCAGCGUCACCCAGUGGUCCUCGGCGCUUUCACAAGCCGCCAAGGAUGCCAUAGUCCAGUCUGUUGCUAUCAACUCGACGGCGUUCGAGGGAGAGGAGCAUGGUCAAUUUGCCUUCAUCGGGUCCAAAACGGAGACGGCCCUCCUUCAGCUUGCUCGUGACCACCUCGGCAUGUCGUCGGUCGCCGAGGUCCGGGCCAACGAGUCGAUCGUUCAGAUAAUGCCAUUCGACUCAUCCAAGAAAUGCAUGGCUGCGGUGAUUGGGCUUCGCGGUGGCCAAGGGUACCGCCUGCUCGUCAAGGGUGCCUCAGAGAUCCUGCUCAGCUACUGCAACCAAAAGGCUGAAGUCGUCACCGCUGAAUCGGCUACCAGCCUGGGCAUCAAUGACCUGAGCCCUUCGGAUAACAUGGCCAUCCGCGCUACAAUCGAAUCAUAUGCUCGACAGUCUCUUCGCACCAUUGGCCUCGUGUACCGCGAUUACCCUUCGUGGCCGCCGCCAGAGAUUCACGCGGAUGAAGAAGGCCAUGUCAAGCUUUCUGACAUUCUUCGAAAUCUCGUGUUCCUCGGUGUGGUUGGAAUCCAAGAUCCUGUUCGCCCGGGAGUACCCAAGGCAGUGGCCAAGGCCAAAAUGGCUGGCGUCAUGGUGCGCAUGGUUACUGGUGAUAAUGCCGUUACGGCUCAGGCCAUCGCCACCGAAUGCGGAAUUUACACUGGCUCGGACGGAGGGGUUAUCAUGGAGGGUCCUGUCUUCCGCACGCUGGGCGAUGCAGAGAUGAUGGCCAUCGUCCCUCGCCUGCAAGUCCUUGCUCGUUCCUCCCCCGAGGACAAACGCAUCCUCGUCCGCAAACUCAAAGCUCUUGGCGAGACUGUUGCCGUCACCGGAGAUGGCACCAACGACGCGCCUGCACUUAAGGCCGCAGACGUCGGGUUUUCAAUGGGCAUUUCGGGCACCGAAGUCGCCAAAGAAGCGUCCCAAAUCAUUCUUAUGGACGAUAACUUUAGCUCAAUCAUCGUUGCCCUUAAAUGGGGUCGAGCCGUCAACGAUUCAGUGCAGAAGUUUCUGCAGUUUCAGAUAACGGUUUCCAUUACGGCUGUCAUCCUCGCUUUUGUUUCUGCAGUCAGUCACCCUGAAAUGAAGUCGGUUCUCACAGCCGUUCAGCUCCUGUGGGUCAAUCUUUUCAUGGACACCUUCGCCGGCAUUGUCCUGGCCACGGAUCCACCGACCGACCGGAUCCUAGAUCGUCCCCCGCAGGGCAAGUCGGCACCUCUCAUCACGCUCAACAUGUGGAAGAUGAUUAUUGGGCAGUCCAUUUUCCAGGUUGCGCUGACGGUGAUUCUGUACUUUGCUGGAGGCAAAAUCUUUGGCUACGACAUGUCGGACCCUAACCGCAUCGACCAGCUUGCGACCAUGGUUUUCAACACGUUUGUUUGGAUGCAGAUCUUCAACGAGUUCAACUGCCGUCGACUCGACAAUGACUUCAACAUCCUCGAGGGACUACAGCGGAAUCCAUUCUUCAUUACCAUCAACACCUUCAUGGCCGGCUGUCAGGUCGCCAUCGUCUUUGUAGGCGGCAAAGUGUUCUCGGUCGUUCCCAUCGACGGCGUUCAGUGGGCUGUCUGCAUCAUCUUGCCUAUGCUCUCUAUCCCCUGGGCCAUGGUGGUUCGCUGCUUCCCGGAUGAGACAUUUGGCCGGAUAGUUGCCAUCGUGACGAGGCCAUUUGUCAAGGCCUACGAGGUCUGCGCACGAGCCUUUGCUCCUAUGACGAAGCUAUUUGCCAAGAAGGGAAAGGGGAGCAAUGGGAGUGGUAGCGAGUCAGAGAAGGUGUAA
Molecule: messenger RNA, 3483 nt
Organism: Pyricularia pennisetigena
Lineage: Eukaryota; Fungi; Ascomycota; Sordariomycetes; Magnaporthales; Pyriculariaceae
Exons: 2
Coding region: 1-3483 (1160 amino acids)
Biological process (GO): calcium ion transmembrane transport; intracellular calcium ion homeostasis
Cellular component (GO): membrane; intracellular membrane-bounded organelle
Molecular function (GO): P-type calcium transporter activity; ATP hydrolysis activity; ATP binding
Source: RefSeq, a predicted model, not a curated record